CACCUGCAGCAGACAAAGGUCCACGACGACGGGCAUCCCCCCUCUCACAACGCCCUUCUACUAGACAGCAGCCGCGACUCUCUUCUUCUCUUCGAGUCAAGCGAGUGCUGAGUCUAGCCCGCCCGACGCUAGCAACACCUCCGGUCAAAGGCCCUUGGCACAGCUCACUCACAGACAUCCACGCCUCGAUCGGCUGCAGCAUUGCUCCUUCUGUUCACUUCGCGACACGCAGAGAACCUGCAUCGCGCAAAGGAGCGACACGGAGCGACACACAAAGACGACGGGUAGCUACAAAGAGCGGGGAGCUACUGAAAGGCAACGACUGAGCUGGUCUGAGCUGAGAGAUGCCACCGAAGAGUGGGUCUGCAUCCACUUCGACCUCUACCUCCAAGUCAACAAUAGCAACAGCAGCAGCAGCAGCAGCAGCAUCGACGGCGGCACCGCAGCAAGCAGACUCUCUUCUGGCAAAAGAGGAGGGAGGAGAUCGAGACGACGAAGCCGGGUCAGCUGCUGAUACGGAACCGCUUUCGUUUGAGGAAGACGAAGGCAUGGCCGACAUAGACUCGGUUGAGGCCGGGGCCGAAGCUCUCCAGGACGGGCUUGAGCAGGAGCAAGCAGGGGCUCAGAGAGAGGGCGUUGAGCAAGAACAGGCCGAUGAGAACGAGGAUGCAAGGAUGGAUGAGGGCGAAGAUGACGACGAGGAUGCGGACGGCGAGGCAGACGCGGACGAGGGCGAGGACGGGCAGGAACGAAAGCAGCAGGUCAAAGGCCAGGCUGGUGGAAGCGGAUUCAGUGAUGACAGCGAUCUGUCUGAUGAGCCAUUCGAAGUACAGCAGCAGGUCUCAAAUGCAGAUCCUGUCAGCAACCCCAACGGGGCAGAUGCUGAUGAAGACGAAGAAGAUGAGGACGAGGAUGAGGAUGAGGAAGAGGACGAAGAGGAGAACGACGACGAGUACCAAGAGGGUCGCGCCACGAGGCCCAAUCGCAAAGUAUCGGCGACCGCUUCCAACAGCAGGACAAGCGCGAGGCUGAGCGCAUCCCCCAGCAAGCGCAAUACCAAAGGUGGAGCAAGGCGAGGUGGCGCUGGCGAGGUCGAGGAAGAAGAGGAAGAUGAUGAGGAAGACGAGGAUGACGAGGAUGGAGAAGGCGAUCUCGCUGAUGAAGACGAGGCUGCCAAAGGUCUGGCAGCGCUCACAGGAGGCGUAGCGACACAGGAGCAAGAGGAACAAGACGCUCAGAGUGGACUCGAUGGUCUGGUCGCCCUGGCUGCUGUUGGUGCAGGACAGGCUGUGGAGCAGGCCCUAGCAGACGAAGACACAGACACGGACAGCAUCGCCGGCUCUGUGAGGCGUGUCAAGGGCAAGAAAGGUGGAAAGCGUUCCAAGGGGUCAUCUCGCUUGCAGCAAGUCGUCGCAGCUUCGCCCCUGCAGCCAAGCUCGGAACAGGGGGAGGACGAGGAAGAGGACGAGGACGAGGAUGGGGACGGGGAUGACGAGGGCGAUGCAGCUGAGAGCGAAGACGAGGAGGAAGACGAGGAAGAGGAUGAGGACGAGGAGGACGACGAAGACGAAGAUGCAACAGAAGCGAGUCCCACCAAAGGCACCGAGAUGUCUGCCUUGGCUCAGCUCUCGAGUGCUGCCAAGCGGAAAGCGGCCAAGAGGGGAGGCUUGGGAGGCGGUAUGCUGGCAGGCGCCCCAGCCAUCACUAUCGAGGGCGUCGAUGGGAGCGCAGCGCCCAGCGCCGCUACCUCGCGCGAGCCCUCGCCUAAAGAGGAGGAGGAACGCCGCGACGAAGAGGUCAAGGUGGAUGAAGAUGAGGACGCCGGCACAAAGGAGCCCGGCACGCCAGCUCAAGAUGUAGAAGACGUUGGUCAUGACGAAGAGCCAGCAACGGAUGAAGCGGCAUUGAAGAGGCAGGAAGCCAUGGAAGCUCUGACAAAGAUCGAGAUCGGCUUUGCCGUCCUGCGAGACAAGCUCUACGUUGAGAGAAUGGAGGAAGUGUCAAAGGAGAGCGAGAUGAUCUACAAGGGCACACAUCCCGAUCUUAUCCACCUGACCAAUCUCAUCGAGCUCCGGCGAGAAAGGCGACUCAAGCUUGUCGAGCUCUGGUUCGAAGAGCAGCAAAAGCAGUAUGCAAGAGUUGCAAGCUCAGAGGAGGCCGCUGCCUGGAGCCACUGGAGACACGAUGCAGCGGAGCUGAGAAGGCAACAAAUGAACGACUUUUCGAGGAAGCGGCGAAAACUGGACCGAGAAAAGAGAUCGUUGGAUGCGCCCCGCCCCGCUCGACAGCACCAGAUGUUUGAAACAGAGCUCGUUCCGCUCCCCGACCUUGCGCUCCGACAGGCGCAGGCAAAAUCGCGCGGCAAGCGAAGGGUCCAAGGCCCAGAUGCAACAGACGAUAUGGAUAAUUAUGUCGCCUUUCCUGAUUUGCGUGGUCUCGACGAUCAUGAGGCAUGGACCGACAUGGAGCGGAUGGGGAUCGCGCUUCAAGGCGACGCACGAAUGUCUGGUCUGCCGCCAGGCUAUUAUCGACCUGAAGAGCUCGCAGAUCCCUAUGCGGUCUAUGGGCAUGAGGUAGGGCCCGGCGCUGGUCCGAGCGGGUAUAUUAGCGCCUAUGGUGGUGGAGGUGGUGUCGGACCGUACACCAGUGGAGCAGUGCCCAGGGACGCGCGCUACAACGACGGGUACAAUGCCGAUCCCUACGAUCGUGCCUACGAUGCUCAUCGGCCUCCAGCUCCACAGCCUCCUCCGCUCCCUCCGCCUCAACAAGGAAUUUACGCUGUGGAUCAAUAUGGAAGGCCCAUAUCUCCUGGCCCAAGCUACGAGGCUCAUCAUCCUGCGCCAUUGGCAGCUCCCCAGCAUCCUUCGCGGUCGGCGAGGAGCCAUGCGUACCCAUCGGCAGACCACCAGCCGCGGUCGCAGCAGCAACCGCACCACUAUGACAAGCAACCCUACGGAGCCACCUUCAUCACCAUCUGCGACAGUGUCACAGGCAGCAAUGAUCCAUCCUCAAGAGGAUCGCGAAAUGAAAGCAUACGCGAAUGGCUCAUCUUCGGCCUCUGCAAGCCAAAGUUAUAA
Molecule: messenger RNA, 3077 nt
Organism: Acaromyces ingoldii
Lineage: Eukaryota; Fungi; Basidiomycota; Exobasidiomycetes; Exobasidiales; Cryptobasidiaceae
Exons: 5
Coding region: 345-3077 (910 amino acids)
Biological process (GO): negative regulation of transcription by RNA polymerase II
Cellular component (GO): Sin3-type complex
Molecular function (GO): histone deacetylase binding
Source: RefSeq, a predicted model, not a curated record